Molecule: messenger RNA, 747 nt
Organism: Quercus lobata
Lineage: Eukaryota; Viridiplantae; Streptophyta; Magnoliopsida; Fagales; Fagaceae
Exons: 1
Coding region: 139-588 (149 amino acids)
Source: RefSeq, a predicted model, not a curated record
UUGUAACUAAAUAGAACUCUCACCAAACGGAACAAACUUUUGAACUCGUAAACAUUCCCUAUUGCUUCACAAUUCACAUAAUCCCACCAUAAAUGCACGUGACCAUCAUGCCCUCCAAGUCCAACCCUUUAAGGUAAAAUGCAGCCCAACAAUUCCAGCAACCAAGGAAUUCCAUUCCGGUCAAUUCUGAUCCACUCCCUUUGGCUCACUAUCGUUGGCAUUGUCCUCUUCCUCCUUGCCACCGCCAACACACAAGCACUUAUCUACGUCAAAGUUUUUGGUAUAUCCGGUGCAAUUAUCGCCACGGCUCCUUGGAUUACACAGCUUAUUGUUUCAAUGGCAAUUAUCAUUUUAUACAAAGUUGGAGUUUGUGAUCUAACAUGGCUAGUGAAAUCUGAGGUCUCAGGCUGUGGGAGUCGGAGAGAGGUUGAUGAAGAUUUUGAUCAAGGUGCAGCUUUGCAUAGGUUUGUUAUUGCUCGUGGAAAAGUUAAUGUGCGUGGAGAAUAUAAUCUUAGAGACAGAUUUGGCAUGUUUGUGCGAGUUAAUGAAAGAAACGGUCCUCAACUGCGGAGGAACAUGACGGUUUGAUCCUAGGCUUUGCUUAAUAAUAACAGAGUUUGUUUUGCACAUUUUUAGUAUUUUACCAUUGCCAGAUACCUCCUCUGCUCUGGUUGUCUUUGUUUGUAAGCCUUUUUCUUGCUCCAUUUUGUUUCCCCCAAUUAAUGUGAAAUUAUUUAGUGUACAAUA